AUGGCAGACAACCCCUCAGCGCCCCUCUUAGGCGCCGAGCAGUCAAGUAAACCCUCUUCCAUCAGGUCACAAGGAUCAAAACGAUCACAGCACUCUCAGCACUCGAGAAAUUCAGAUGAGAGCCGUCCACUCCUCGCAGAUGACUCGGAUCAUAGAGAUUACGGUGACGCACCACAAUAUGAUGAUGCUCAUUCACCCGCUGCUUCGUCUCUGAGAUCGUUGAACACAGGAUCGACCAAGAAGAGACCGUGGAGAUGGCCCUCUAUCAUUGCUCUCACCAUUUUAUCCCUCUUGAUCUUAGUCAUAUUGGGCCUAGGCUUUGCAGCACCUAGUGUAAUGCAAGAAUAUGCGAAAGAAGCAGUUGUGUUUGAACCCACAGGGCUCUCGAUCGAGUCAUUUACUAGCACAGGUGUGCAAGUACGAGUACAAGGUGAUAUCAAGAUGGAUGGUACAAGGGUCCACAAAAAGCCAGUUCGUGAUCUUGGCAGAGCAGGAAGUUGGAUUGCGAAAGCUGUUCAGAGCAAGCAAUCUCACAUCGAAGUCUACCUCCCAGAUUUCAGCGAUGUGUUGGUUGGUACUGCAGAUAUCCCUUCAAUUAUCGUCAAUAUCAGGGAUGGUGCAACGACUCAUGUCGAUUUUGUCAGUGAUCUUUCUGCUGGAGAUUUAAAUGGCUUAAAGGAUGUUGCACAAAACUGGGUGGCCGGCAAGAUUAAGAGCUUGAAUGUUCGUGCUUUAGCCAAAGUAUCGUUGAAGACUGGUAUAUUCGAUUUGGGUGAACAAGAGAUGUCAGAGACCAUGACAUUUGGAGGCAAUGACCUACCUACCAUUCCUCAAUACAACAUAGCCAGAUUGAAUUUCCAUGAUGUCGAAGUGCCGGAAAUUGGAAAUGCUCUCGAGGCUGACGUCUCAAUCAUCAUUUCCAAUGACUACCCUUUCCGGUUUGACAUUCCUCCUCUCGGCUUCAAUGUUCUAGUCCCGGGAUGCACUCCAGAUGUACCUCUGAUCAGCGUCGCUGACGCCUACACGAAAAGCAUUACCGUGGAACCAAAGCAAGACAUUUCUGUCUACGUCAAUGGUUUGGUCAAAACGCUAUCUGGCGACUUGACAGCCACUUGUCCAAACGUACUCAAAUCCCCGUUAGAUACUCUCGUAGGAGACUACAUUCAUGGAAGCGAGACGAGACUCUAUGUUCGUGGGUCUGAAGCCCCCGUCGAAGAUACACCACAGUGGAUUUCCGAGUUUUUACAGAGCAUCAUUCUGCCAGUCGAUUUUCAAGGGAAAACGUUCGAGAACCUUAUUCGUAAUUUCUCCCUGGAAGAUGUGCAUUUCAGCCUUCCGAAUCCGUUUUCGGGCCCGGAUUCUCCUGAUUCAAAACCACGGGUCUCCGCUACCGUACAGGCAUUGGUCGGCUUACCUGAUGAAAUGAACUUUGCAGUCAAUGUCAAUCACGUGCGAGCGAAUUCAGACAUAUUCUAUCAGGGCAAGAAAUUAGGAGAGCUCGAUCUCAGCAAAUGGCAAGACGCAAAUUCUACCCGCGUUGAAGCACACGGCUCUGAAAAAGCUGGACUUGCAGUGUCGUCUAUUGUUGAUGAAGCCCCUAUCAAUGUCACUGAUAAUGCCGUCUUCUCGAAAGUCAUCCAGGCGGUGGCAUUUGGUGGAAAGAAAGUCGUCCUGAGUGUCAAAGCCAAUGUAGACGUCGAGACAGUAACGGUUCUCGGUCAUCUUGUUCUCCGGGGUAUACCGGCAGAAGGCAGUGUCUUUGUCAACCCACUUUCGACGGGUGGUAAUGAUCUGAAAGCAAUUGCUCCACAGGUCGGCUUUCUUGAGAUACUAGAGACUGCCCGGUCAUCGCUUAAACUUGGGGCUAAAGUCAACAUCACUAAUCCAACAGAAUAUUCCGCGACGGUACCCUAUCUAAGUAUCAGACUUUUGAACAAUGGCACUGAGCUUGGCGACGUCUAUGCCCGAAAUGUUGAGAUCAAACCUGGGACCAACUACAAUAUAUCAGUCGAAGCUGUUUGGAAUCCUAAGGGUAGAAGAGGCGCGGCCCAAGGACGAGAAGUCCUCUCGCAAUAUGUUUCAGGCUUUAAUGUGACACUCUCAUUCCGGACCCAUGCGGGUACAAUUCCUACCCAACCAGCUCUUGGCCUCGCACUCUCCCAAUUUCCAAUCGAUAUCCCUGCACCUUCUCUCAACCCACCUAGGAAACCCUCAAAGCCUGGCGAUGAACGCGGACCUGAUGCACCUUCCUUCAUAGACGAUGCUACCUUUCACAUCUUCACUUCGACGGCCACUUUCACGAUCCUCUCUCCACUGCGGAAAACGAGCCUUUUCGUAACUCAUCUGAAUGCAACAGCUUUCUACAACCACACUGAGCCCGUUGGAUCGAUCCUUUACGACUUACCCUUUGAAGUUCCUCCUGGUAUUAGUGAGUCUCCUAAUCUUCCAGUCGACUGGGACCUAGCAGGUGUUGGAUAUCAAGGUUUGAAAGAUGCCGUAGGAGGUCGCCUGAAGUUAGAUGCGAAGGCAAAUGCUAAUAUCAAGAUCGAUAACUGGGAGCAGGAUCUAUGGGUUUUAGGGAGAGGCAUCGGCGCCCACAUACGUUUGUAG
Molecule: messenger RNA, 2610 nt
Organism: Bacidia gigantensis
Lineage: Eukaryota; Fungi; Ascomycota; Lecanoromycetes; Lecanorales; Ramalinaceae
Exons: 4
Coding region: 1-2610 (869 amino acids)
Cellular component (GO): fungal-type vacuole membrane
Source: RefSeq, a predicted model, not a curated record